Messenger RNA from Aspergillus ochraceoroseus IBT 24754, 372 nucleotides. RefSeq lists its product as uncharacterized. Lineage: Eukaryota; Fungi; Ascomycota; Eurotiomycetes; Eurotiales; Aspergillaceae. The transcript has a single exon. The record is from RefSeq and is a predicted model, not a curated record. The annotation marks the transcript as partial.
CUUGAGCUUGAGCGGCAGAUUCUGAAUCCUGAACGAGCCGAGACAGCUCAGUCCGGGACAGAUAACAAAGUAGGCGAUGACAGAUAUGCUUAUGACCCAUCCACUACCAACCCGGAAAUCGAAUUCCGCAUAUUUGAAGAAGCGACACGUAUCAAUGGUGAUAUCGAUCCUCUGUUUAUCAGCCCUGCUAAUCGGGACUUCAGCCAGCUGCUGAGCCCGACAGCCGGAGGGGCGGUGCAUAACCUAGACAAGACCGGGCCGAGCUCCAGGGGAUGGACAAGAAAACACAAAGAGGUUCAUAUUAAGACUAUGGGAAGUGCGGAGUACGAUCAAUACGAGAGACUUCUCCGAGGCUUGAGAAAAGUUCAGAAA